Messenger RNA from Vanrija pseudolonga, 1591 nucleotides. RefSeq lists its product as uncharacterized. The record is from RefSeq and is a predicted model, not a curated record. NCBI's taxonomy places the organism in Eukaryota, Fungi, Basidiomycota, Tremellomycetes, Trichosporonales, Trichosporonaceae. Bases 265 to 828 code for a protein of 187 amino acids. The transcript is spliced from 3 exons.
CACCCACCAUCUCCAAGUCUAGACAAGGUUGACGACUGAAUGGCUGGCAGCGUCGCUAGGUGGCCUUUGUCGCACUACGUAUGCCGUGCUGCCUCGAAUGACGUCUUAGUCGCUGCGAGAUAAACAACCCUCGACAUCAUCGCAUCGUCGUCCAUCAAACGUCGCAUCGUCACGUCACGUCGCCACGACUACGCAGCUGCGACUCUGCUCCUCUCUGCUUAUAUCACCUCUCAGCCCUCACGUUCCCACACCCCCACACCAACCAUGUCGGUCAUGAGCACGAGCUACACCGCGCGCAAGCUGGGGCGGAUGGACCCAGGCGGCAACGGGCGCCUCGCCCGCUCCCUGAUAGCAGACUACGUCGAGAGCCGCCUCGAGGCCGGCGUGCCGCCUAGCCAGAUCGCGCGCGACCUCAACGCCCUCGCCGACAAGGUGCCGGAACACGGCGAUAACAUUGACGCCGGCCGAGCCCACCUCGCGCGCUUCAACCACCUCCCAGACAUCGACGUGACGGAUUACAUGGUCUCCCCGCCGCAGUCGAGCAGCAUCGUGCGCCGGCUGAGCGGGCGCGCGAGACGGCAUUCUCAGCCCACCCCAGCGGCGGCGACGGCUCACCAGCCCCGCCCGCCCGUCGUCCGCUUACCGAGCAACUCGGCAGAGACGCCCCCGCCGCCCUAUACACGCUCCGAGCGCGCCGCCGCCAACGCCGACGUGCUCGCCCGCCUCGGGGCGGCGGAGAACGCAAACCUCCACCUCGUGACUCAGCUUUCGGCGGCCGAGGCGCGCAUCGCACAGCUCGAGGAGGCGCUCGCGAAUGCGCAGCACUAGGGUGUGAGGGGACGAUGAGACGACGACAACCCGCAUACGAUGACAGCGGCGGUGGCGGUGGCGACGACUGCGCACAUGCGAUGCAUUACUAGACUAUGAUUCGACUCGACACGAUGACGGCGACGAUCCGACACCCACCGAGGAUCAAGGACACUCACUCCACACGAUCCACUCCGCAUUAGCCGUACCACGGCACCUCGACCCCGGCUGCGGACGGACAUCAGCACCGCCCACGACGACGAUCCCCCACACGAUCUCGUGCGGCUGCGCCGCACUCGACCCACUCACCGAUCAUCUCCACCACCACCUCGCCAUCCCCCCACGGACGCUUGUACGUGUCGCUCUUGCCGACACGCGAUAUCCUAGCCUGCGAGUAGACCUUUGACGUAAGGGCGUGCUCGGCCGACUCGAAGAUGGGGCGCACGCCGGCGCGCUGGAGGACGGGCGAGGCAAGGAGGGUGUUUGGCUGAGGGGUUGUCAGCUUGGCAUCUUCGCGAUGGGGUGACUUCGCCACCCCCCGCUAGCCCGACCCACCCGCUCAUCAUCAUUCGGCACGGCAAAGUAGAACACGCCGCAGCGCGUAUGCCCCCUCUGGUCUGCCGGGGGCGCCGCCACGCGGUGGUUGGCAGCCUUGAAGUACCCGCCUGUAUACCACUCCAUGAAGACACCACAGUUGACGAUGAUGCCGCCGGGCGUGUGGCGCACGUACCGCCACGUGCCGGCGUCGUCGCGGACCUGCAGCGACGCCAUGGGCUGGGAGAAG